CUUCAAAAUGAUUCUUAUCCUCGAGACGGUAGUUGGAUAGCUUCCUUCUCUUUCCCAAUCCAACAACGAAAACAAAGCAACGCCAAAGUAGUGAAAAGAGAGGAAAUGGCAGCAGCUUCUACUGCUACAAGUGCUACUUUCCUCACAACAGUUGCUACGACCACCUCUUCACUCCAUCCCCAAAACCCCAAGCCCAACUCAAUCCCCUAUCUCCGUACAAUCUCCCUCUUCCCCCUCCUUCUACGGACCCGAGUAACAAAACAAUGCAUACACGUCCCCUCACCAUCUCCAACCGUUGCCGCAGCGGCCGCCCUUGCUGCGGCAGAAGCCGAUGUGACCAUCGAUGAAGAGGAAGCCCCAUCUGCCACGCCCCUCUCCAAACCCAAAACCGGAAAAGCUGCAUUACCCUUCAAGAGAGACAGAACGCGGUCGAAACGUUUCUUGGAAGUUCAGAAACUGAGGGAAAGGAAGAAAGAGUAUGAUCUGCCCACCGCUGUUUCUCUUCUCAAGCAAAUGGCAAGCACAAAAUUUGUAGAGUCUACCGAAGCCCAUUUCCGUCUGAACAUCAAUCCCAAGUAUAAUGAUCAGCAGCUGAGGGCGACGGUGAAUCUACCCAAAGGAACUGGUCAGACUGUGAAGGUGGCUGUCCUUACACAAGGUGAGAAGUUCGAUGAAGCGAAAAAUGCAGGAGCUGAUUUGGUUGGGGGAGAGGACUUGAUAGAGCAGAUAAAGGGAGGAUUCAUGGAGUUUGAUAAAUUGAUUGCUUCCCCAGAUAUGAUGCCCAAGGUUGCCAGUUUAGGAAAGAUCUUGGGACCUCGAGGACUUAUGCCAAAUCCUAAAGCUGGCACAGUCACAACUGAUAUACCUCAGGCUAUAGCAGAAUUCAAGAAAGGAAAGGUUGAGUACAGAGUAGAUAAGACAGGGAUUGUUCACAUUCCCUUUGGAAAGACAGACUUCUUUGAUGAAGAUCUUCUCAUAAAUUUGGUUUCCACAAUUAAAUCUGUUGAAGCAAACAAACCUUCGGGUGCGCCAAAAGGAGUGUUCUGGAAAAGUGCACAUAUAUGUUCAUCAAUGGGCCCUUCCAUUAAACUGGGCAUAAAGGAGAUGCUUGAUUACAUGCCACCAUCUAACAUCUAGGACAUUGGAUACUAGGGUGUCCCCACCCCUUGAAGGCGAGACUGUUCCCUGCGGAUGCAUGCAAUCACCCACCAUAUUUAAGCCCUCAUUUCUCGAUGACUGGACCCAUCACAACAUGCCUCGUAUGAGGUGUAUCUCAUUGUACUGCUCCACAUCUUAUUGUUUUUCGUCCUUUGUGGUGCUGGAAGAGAAUGUUAAUCCCAGACCUCACAGUUCCAAAAAAAACCCACAAACGUGAAUCGUCAAUGCUUAGUUAGGUUGGUUUGACUGACAUGAGUCUAGUCUUCACUUGACUUGGUAUUUAAUAAUUAAAUUUACAAUAUUUAUAGUA
Molecule: messenger RNA, 1468 nt
Organism: Magnolia sinica
Lineage: Eukaryota; Viridiplantae; Streptophyta; Magnoliopsida; Magnoliales; Magnoliaceae
Product: large ribosomal subunit protein uL1c
Exons: 8
Coding region: 106-1137 (343 amino acids)
Biological process (GO): translation
Cellular component (GO): large ribosomal subunit
Molecular function (GO): structural constituent of ribosome; RNA binding
Source: RefSeq, a predicted model, not a curated record